AUGUUCCGCUUGACACGCUGCAGCCGCACCGGGCGGGCGAUGAUCUCCCGCGGGAGCCCAGAGUGGUCCCACCGCCUGGACCUCAAGAAGGGCAAAAAGACGACGAUGCUGCACAAACUAGGCACCAGCAAGCCCAACAACGCCCUCCAGUACGCGCAGAUGACGUUGCAUGACCUGACAGAGUGGUGCCUUGCGUACUCCCCGUGGCCGCUCACGUUCGGGCUCGCGUGCUGCGCGGUGGAGAUGAUGCACGCGUACGCCGCGCGCUACGAUUUGGACCGUUUCGGCAUCGUGCCGCGCCCCACACCGCGCCAGGCGGAAAUCAUUAUCGUCUCCGGUACCGUCACAAACAAGAUGGCCCCGCUGCUGAGGAAUGUUUACGUGCAGAUGGUGAACCCGAAGUGGGUCAUCUCAAUGGGAAGCUGCGCCAACGGUGGGGGCUACUACCACUUCUCUUACUCGGUGCUGCGUGGGUGCGAGCGCGCGAUUCCGGUAGACUUCUGGAUCCCCGGUUGCCCACCAUCUGCGGAGAGUCUUGUGUUUUGCCUUCACACGCUGCAAAAGAAGAUACGCUGGCACGAGAUUCAGAAGUACUCCGUACGCGGCUGA
Molecule: messenger RNA, 609 nt
Organism: Trypanosoma grayi
Lineage: Eukaryota; Euglenozoa; Kinetoplastea; Trypanosomatida; Trypanosomatidae
Product: NADH-ubiquinone oxidoreductase 20 kDa subunit, mitochondrial precursor
Exons: 1
Coding region: 1-609 (202 amino acids)
Biological process (GO): mitochondrial respiratory chain complex I assembly; aerobic respiration; electron transport coupled proton transport
Molecular function (GO): NADH dehydrogenase (ubiquinone) activity; quinone binding; 4 iron, 4 sulfur cluster binding
Source: RefSeq, a predicted model, not a curated record